AACAGAUCCAUUAUUUUCAGUACCACAUUCCAGUCUAGCCUAACAUCAUGCAUUGGCGAACCACCAACAGAAAUUUGACUUUUGUCAGGCGUAUUGAAAAAGACUACAAGCAGUCAUCGCGUUAGACAUCAGGUAGUUUCAACUUCCUAUACCGCGUCAUGGAAAUGUGGUAAUGGUGGGGGAAGGUUUAUAAUAAUUGGGUGAGUUACUGAAAAUCACCAAAUGUCAAAAACAGCCACUGGAGCGUAAAACAGUCUUUUAAAACGGUUGUCCAUGUGAAAUCUGAGAAAUGAAAAACCUACGACACCUGCUGCUUCUUCUCAUACAGGUGACCAGUACUCCGAGCCAGCAAGCCCAAAUUAGGUGUGACGAUGUUCAAAGUCACUGUAGGCAAAGCAACCUCAGCUGGACAAGCUGUUAUGAGGAAAACAUAGCUAUGUGCAAAAGAGGGCCAGCAUCAAGGAGGAAUAUUGAAGACGUGGAUGUAAAGGAUUUCUACCACAAUGAUGUAGAUAACAUGGUUGAUUUUGAGCAUGAGAGUGCGGUGGGGUAUGCUCUCUACCUCCCCUCAGAGGCUCUGUCUAGGAGCAGCGGGGCACGCUUUUCCCAUGAGGUCACCGUGGCUCUGACACUGUUCAACAGCAGCCUUUUCAAUGCUCAGGUUGGUAAAAAUGAGACCAUUCUUGGAGGCAGAGUGCUGGGUGUGAAGGUGGGAAGACGGGCCGUGAGGGACCUCAACUCGCCAGUGAGGAUCUCCUUCAUACACACCAAUGAGACCAGAGGACGCUGUGUGUACUUGGAGGAGCUGGAAAAUGGCACAGGUCAGUGGAGCACCGAAGGAUGCAAUGUCUCCAGGACCAGCAAGAUGUUUGUCUGUAGCUGCAAUCACUUGAGUUUCUUUGCUGUGCUGGUUAACCCAGAGGCCCUGACAUCCGUAGACCCUGUCAACCUCGUCUCCCUCUCCUACAUCAACUACAUUGGCUGUGGCCUCUCUGUAUUUUUUACAGCCAUUACCCUACUUAUGCACUUAUGUUUGAGAAACUUCAGGAAGGGGCGGUCCGACCAGUCGAUGACCGUGCACUUAAACCUGACGGCGGCGCUCUUCUGCCUGCACCUGUUCUUCCUGCUGAGCGUGGCGUGGCCGUUACUGGGCCGGGACCCGGAUAGGGGUGUGGGCCUGGUGGUCUGCCAGGCCCUGGGGCUGCUCCUGCACUACUCCCUCCUGGCCACCUUCACCUGGAUGGCCCUCGAGGGUUUCCACCUGUACCUGCUGCUGGUCCGCGUCUUCAACAUCUAUGUCAGGAGAUACCUGCUCAAGCUGGCUCUGGUGGGCUGGGGUGUUCCCAUGGUGACAGUGAUUGCCUGUGCAGCCACAGCAAACUAUGGCAAGUUCUGCCUUCAGAGGAAGAGGGAGGGCGUAUUGCACACAGGAACAGAAAUAUGUUGGAUAACAAAACCAUAUGUGAGCUACAUCACAGUCACCGGUUACCUGGGGCUGGUCUUCCUCUUCGGUGCAGUCAUGCUGUGCGUAAUGGUGGCCAAGCUCCGGAAAGUGAGGACCAGGAGUGCCUGUCAUCAGGAAUAUAAGAGGAGGCUGGGGAGGGACUGCUUGACCAUCCUGGGGAUGGGCUGUGUUCUGGGGGUCCCCUGGGGCCUGGCCUUCCUCACCUACGGGCCUCUGUCUCUUCCUGGCCUCUACCUCUUCACCAUAGUCAACGGAUUCCAAGGUGUCUUCAUUUUCUUCUGGUUUCUGGCCCUCACCUGGCAGCCAAAUAAGGACGAGGGUUCUGCAGGAAAGGACCCAUCGACACAAAAGAUGGAGACCAGCUUCAAUAACUGAUCAGCUCCUCCUUGGAUUUCAUUGUCAUAAUACACAGAUGAACUUAAUUGGUAACUUCUUGUGCCUUAACCCAACUUUUUGUGUCUUAUCCCAACGUUCUUAAAUCCUUCUGGAAUCCACUUCCCAUUUCAUUUCAUUUCAGUUUCUAAACUGAGACUUUUCCAAAUAAACGAUCAUUAAUCUUUGAUCAGGGCGUGGCACGGUGGUACAGUGGAUAGCACUGUUGACUCGCAGUAAAAAGGUCCAAAUUCUGGACUGUGGAGUUUGCAUGUUCGCUGCUUGUUUUAAGUUCCCCAGGUACCCCGGUUUCCUCCCACUGCCCAAAGACAUGCAGGUUAGGUGAAUUGGAGAGUCUAAAUCUAUCCUAGGUAUGAGUGUGUGUGUCCAGAGUGUAUUCCUGCCUCUCCCCCAAUGCAUACCGAGAUUGGCUUCAGCACCCCCACCUGACCAGGAAUAAGUGUGUUAAAUAAUGGAUGGAUAGAUAAUGGAUCCAUGGGAUCGAUAAUUCCCAGGAAUAAGCAAGUUAGAUAAUGGAUGGAUGCAUAAACUUGGACUGACUUUCAGGUCAGAAGUCUAGGUACAGAUCCAAAAACAAAUGCCUUAGUCUCCUCAUGCUCAGCUAUAAUUUCCCCUCUUAAUAGCUCUUCCUUGCAAACCAUCCAUCUUUAUGAGGUAAAUCUUCUCUGAUUGUCUGUGUACCUCUCAUUAGUAAGAGUGUCUUCAUCUUCUAACAGUUCUAAACUUCUAAAAGAAUUGAAGGAAAGCUUUGUUGAGUGUGCAUCCUGCACUUGGUUAGUAAUUGCCUUAAUGCACUAUGUAAAAAAAAAAUACUUGUACUACAUACUAAUAAAAUAUUUUUGUAUGACAUAGUGGAUUUA
Messenger RNA from Conger conger (European conger), 2718 nucleotides. It is a transcript of the gene adgrg3, whose product is annotated as adhesion G protein-coupled receptor G3. Gene Ontology annotation, cellular component: membrane. Bases 290 to 1840 code for a protein of 516 amino acids. The record is from RefSeq and is a predicted model, not a curated record. Gene Ontology annotation, biological process: adenylate cyclase-activating G protein-coupled receptor signaling pathway; cell surface receptor signaling pathway. Gene Ontology annotation, molecular function: G protein-coupled receptor activity. The transcript is spliced from 12 exons. NCBI's taxonomy places the organism in Eukaryota, Metazoa, Chordata, Actinopteri, Anguilliformes, Congridae.